Molecule: messenger RNA, 2712 nt
Organism: Pelagomonas calceolata
Lineage: Eukaryota; Pelagophyceae; Pelagomonadales; Pelagomonadaceae
Source: the annotation of a GenBank genome assembly
GCUGCUGGUGAGUUUUGCUUCGCAGUUGCGCCGAACGGCGGGAGAGGGCUGCCCGACGGAACGGUGGCGGCCAACUUGCCGAUGUCGCGAGGCACAAUGAGCCGACGCCGCCGCGUAUAGCGACGAGAGCGUGUGCACGACGGAGGAGAGACGGCCUCUCAACCGGCAGCGCUUGAUCGUGCGACGGUUAGCCGGAUGGCUGCCCUGAUCGGAUCGAAAUCCCAGCUAGUGUGUGGCUACACUAGCAAUCGCGUUACGCUGAGACUGCCGAGCCUGGCCCAGAGAGGCAGCCUCCGGGCCUCACGCGUCGACACGAGGUGCCCAGGACGCCUAGUGGUCGCCCGCGAGCGCACGCCGCCGGGAGAGAUCGUACCUUGGGUGCUUGGGCAGCCCCUGGCCGAGGAGCAGCACCGACGCCGCGGCGGGCGAGGGGCGCCACCGCGACGACGACGAUGCGGACGAUGCGCGUCGCAUGGCUCCUCCUCCUCACAACGACACAAACGACCGCCCAGUUCGUCGAGACGUCCGAACAAUAUAAAGAAGCCAUGGAGCUGUCCGAGGCGACUUUGCAAGAUGAAAUCCGGAACACGAAGGACACGCAGGACCACUUCUAUCCCGCGCGCUUGUUCUUUGACCGGGACCAAUAUGUUUUUAGACCGCCGCAUCCGCAGUUGUAUGCGAUCGGCAUGAUCGUCGACCCGUGCGGCUGCAUGGACGCGCCGGAUACGUGUGUGCCCGAUUGCUGCGUGCAUCGCUUUGGCUCGGCGGUGUAUCCUUGGGUGAAGCGCGAGCUCGUGGAUUAUUACCCGCGCGUGCCGACCUCGAAAUUUGAUCAUAUGUUACUGGCGCCUCCUGGUGAAAUUUUAGCGAAUGUGAACUUGGUGGAUGUCUACGGCGGCGAGAUCGAAGAGGGAGAACUGAGACGAGCGGACGACGAGGUUUUUUUAGAUGAAGGGUGUGACGGCAUCGCUUCCGAACAGGGCGAAUACUUGUAUAGAUUGGGCGAGGAUGGGUUACUACGACCAUUAUCAGAUAAGACACAUUGCCAGGGCAUGCGGUUGGGUAAUAGGCCCUUCCCCAUCAAGCCCAAUUGUAGUGAUAACAACGCGACGGUCGAUGCCCGACAGCCGUGCACGGACAUCGAGACAGGUAUCACUCGACCAAAUUGCGUGCAAGUGGGCAUCGCCCAGACCGCAGUGGUUAUUAAUUGUGGCACAUCCCCGAACCCCGACGAUCCCGACUUUAGCGAGCAUCAGCACUGCGGCACGUUCCUCGAGAUUCAUCGGGAGAACGGCUCGCCGUACCACCCCGAUGAGGAGUUUAUCAUCAAUGAACAGCGCAUCACCUCCACAAACAUCAGCGGAUAUACCACACAAACGAUAAACAUGACGUAUGGGAUUGGUGUCACAGACAAAAUACUGUGCAACUAUGCGGAAUCUACGAUGCGAGUAGGCAGCAUGGUCUUCGUGAAGGAACAGUCGCCCUGGUGCUGCUGCCCGCCGGCGUUUAAUAACGAGGACAAGACGGGCUAUAGCUACUGCCCCAAAAACGCGUACGAAAACACGGUGGGACCCUGGGCCGCGAAGCUCACGAGCCUAGACCACUUCAAGCAGAACGACGUCGCCGUCAACUCGUAUCCCUACUGCCCGGUCAUGGACGAAAACGAGGACAAAAUCAUGUGCGCCGACUACACGUACGACUGGGGCCAGCGGCGGAAUUACAACCAGGAGUGCCCCAAGACCGAGAACAUGACGGAUAUAUAUGUGGAGGAGCAGGACGACAUCCAGGAGUGCGCCGAGUACGACGAGGACAACCCGAACGAGUGCAUCAAGCCCAUCGCGCACGGCGGCGACGAGGGCUGGGUCCGUUUGACGUUGAUGGACUGCCCCGGGACCAUCGAUCGGGAGGGCAAGUACCCGUCGGGGCCCGGCACGGACGCGCCGAACGCGAGAAGGCCGCAGCACAACGAGUCCUGGAUUUUUCGGUUCGGCGCGGGCGGCGCCGAGGCGCCCGGCGGAGCGUGCUUCAAAGCGAUGGUGCCGGGCGACCUGACGGCGACGCCGCCGAUCUUUCCGCAAGAUCGGUCGGACUUGUUUCCUACACGCUACGCUUCGCAUUAUUUGAAAGGGAAGAGAUAUAAAGGAAGAUGCUUCUUCUUCCCGGGGUGCGCGGCGCACCCCGACCGGCAGGGCUUAUUUGCGGACGGCGCCACGGGCAAUUAUCAAAGGGAACGACGCUGGGACGAAGAGAGAAAACGGUGGGACAAGGAGGACGGGCCUCUCGGGAACGACGGUUGUCUGGCGGACUGGGACGCCUGUUCCGAAGGCGGCGACUGCACCUUCAAUGACCGGGACACGAAGUUUUCGUUCGUGGGCAUGAUGGGUCAAGUUUCGUGUAUGCCGACGGCUCGGACGACGUGCGUGGACAUGAUGGAGGUGCAGUAUGAUAAUGACGAGGAUUAUAUCCUCGUGACGUUCAAUGGAGGCAGGACGCACUACCCGUUCCGAACCAGUGAUGUGGAGCUCCACCAGCCGCGCCACAACUACCAGAUCUGGUGGGUGCAGCGCACGAGGUACAACUUCGUCGUGCAGCAGAAGAAGGCGUUUAGGGUCACGGAGCCGACGUGCACGUUCGACUCGGUGAACGACCGCUACUUCCCCUACACGAUGGUGCGCGAGGACGGGAGCUACGUGGAUACAUUCUAGUUGUUUA